Molecule: messenger RNA, 1053 nt
Organism: Closterium sp. NIES-65
Lineage: Eukaryota; Viridiplantae; Streptophyta; Zygnematophyceae; Desmidiales; Closteriaceae
Source: the annotation of a GenBank genome assembly
AUGGAUUUUGGGUUUGAGAGGUCGGAGUGUGACCCCGCCUUGUACCACUUGGUGAGGCAUGAGGGCAGGCUGUCCCUCUACCUCUAUGUGGAUGACAUUCUGCUCAUGUCCUCGAGCAUGGCAUUGCUGGAAGAGGUGAAGGGUCUCUUGUCCUCUCGGUUCCGCAUGAAGGACUUGGGGGAGGCCAAGUACUAUUUGGGGGUGCAGAUUGAGCGUGAUGAGAGGUUCAACGUGCAUGCACAUGUUGAGGAGCCCUUGCUGCGAGAUGAGCUGGUCAAGCUCUAUCAAAGCAUUGUGGGGUCUCUCAUGUAUGCCAGCACGACCACACAGCCCCAGAUUGCUUAUGCAGUGUCACAGCUGUCCAAGGUCGUGUCUUGUCCCAAGGCAUUUCACUUGCAGGCUGCUAAGAGAGUGCUAAGGUACCUGAAAGGUUGUGUCAAGUCCGGUAUCUUCUACCCCGCACACAACAAGCCUCAUGUUGAGUUGGUGGGCUUUAGUGAUGCUGAUUAUGCUGGAGAUUCAGCUGAUCGCAAGAGUCACACCGGCUACAACUAUUGCCUUAAUGGUGCAGCCAUCUCUUGGCAGAGCAAGAGGCAGCCAGUGGUUGCAUUGUCCACCACUGAGAGUGAGUACAUCAGUCUGUGUCAGUGCAUUCAAGAGGGUGUGUGGCUGAAGCGAUUGUUUGGGGAGUUUGGGCAUGAGUUUGCUGGUGGUGUGCCUGUGUUUGUGGACAACCAGUCUGCCAUUGCCCUUGCACAGAAUGCAUGCUUGCAUGGCCGCACCAAGCACAUGCAGGUUCGGUGGCAUUUCAUCAGGGAGAUGGUAGCGUGUGGCAAGGUGAUCCUCCGGUGGUGCCCCACCGACCGUCAAGUAGCAGAUAUACUCACCAAACCCCUCCCUUUUGAGCGGCAUGGUGUGUGCAUGUCCUUGAUGGGGAUGCAGCCCCAUGUCAGCAUGGUGCCUGAGCAGGAUGUGGGAGGACUGGUGCUUCUCUGCAUUGACGACCUCAUGCUGUGGAUGGCGCCCUUCCCUGAGCAAGGGGGAGUGAAGUGA